Molecule: messenger RNA, 2040 nt
Organism: Gracilinanus agilis (Agile Gracile Mouse Opossum)
Lineage: Eukaryota; Metazoa; Chordata; Mammalia; Didelphimorphia; Didelphidae
Gene: COL10A1
Product: collagen type X alpha 1 chain
Exons: 2
Coding region: 1-2040 (679 amino acids)
Molecular function (GO): protein binding
Source: RefSeq, a predicted model, not a curated record
AUGCUGUUACAAAUAGCCUUUUUGCUGCUAAUCUCUAACUUGGUUCAUGGUGGGUUUUAUGCUGAACGAUUCCAAUCACCUACAGGAAUAAAGGGGCCACCACCCAAUCCAAAGACACAGUUUUUCAUUCCUUACACCAUAAAGAGUAAAGGCAUACCAAUAAGAGGAGAACAAGGUCUUCCUGGACCACCAGGCCCCACAGGCCCUCGAGGACAGCCUGGACCUUCUGGCCCUCCCGGAAAGCCAGGCUAUGGAAGCCCAGGGCCUCAAGGACAGCCAGGCAUGCCAGGACCACCAGGACUCUCUGCAGUUGGGAAACCAGGCAUGCCAGGUCUCCCAGGAAAGCCAGGUGAGAGAGGACGGUAUGGAGAGAAAGGAGACGUCGGACCCGCGGGGUUACCUGGGCCGAGAGGUCCACCAGGACCUCCUGGAAUUCCUGGACCUGCUGGCAUAUCUGUGGCAGGAAAACCAGGCCCCCAGGGGCCAACAGGGGCCCCAGGACCAAGAGGCUUCCCUGGAGAAAAGGGUGUGCCAGGCACCCCUGGUAUGAAUGGACAAAAGGGGGAAAAUGGAUAUGGAGUACCUGGCAGGCCAGGUGAGAGAGGCCACCCAGGUCCCCAGGGUCCCAUGGGACCUCCAGGGCUUGCUGGUGUAGGAAAAAGAGGAGAAAAUGGAUUUCCAGGACAGCCUGGGGCCAAAGGAGACAGAGGUUUCCCAGGGGAAAUAGGCCCACCUGGCCUACCAGGACCCCAGGGCCCCCGUGGCCAGCCUGGGGCAGCAGGAAUAGGAAAGCCAGGAGUCAGUGGGGCACCAGGCCUGCCGGGGACGCCUGGAAUGAAAGGUCUUCCAGGAGCUCCAGGAACAGCAGGCAUGCCAGGUGCACCUGGGUUUGGUAAGCCAGGCUUGCCAGGGAUAAAAGGGCAGAGAGGGUCUGAAGGCCUUCCAGGGGCUCCAGGAGCCAAAGGGGAACAAGGCCCGGCAGGCCACCCUGGAGAACCAGGUUUGGAUGGGCUCCCUGGGCGCAUGGGGCCCCAAGGGCCCAAAGGAAUACCAGGUAACCAUGGCCUCCCUGGUUCUAAAGGGGAGGCAGGACCUAUAGGUCCUGCAGGGUACCCAGGGGCUAAGGGAGACAGAGGCCUACCUGGCUUAGAAGGAAAACCUGGCUACCCAGGAGAACCAGGUCUCAAUGGUCCCAAGGGCAACCCAGGGCUACCAGGACCAAAAGGGGACAUGGGAUUGGGAGGUUCCCCGGGUCUGCCAGGCCCUGUGGGAGCAGCUGGAGCCAAGGGAAUACCAGGACACAAUGGGGAACCAGGCCCUAGGGGAGCCCCUGGAAUACCAGGCACAAGAGGUCCAGUUGGGCCACCAGGAAUCCAAGGAUUCCCUGGAACUAAAGGAGACCCAGGAAAUCCAGGUCUGCCUGGCCCAGUUGGUAUUGCAACUAAAGGACUCAAUGGACCAAUGGGGCCACCAGGACUACCAGGUCCAAGAGGCCAUGAUGGAGAGCCGGGACGUCCGGGGCCUCCAGGACCUCCAGGCCCACCAGGCCAAGCAAUCAUGCCAGAGGGCUUUAUAAAGGCUGGACAAAGGCCAAGCUUGUCAGGGACACCUCUAGUAAGUGCAAAUCAGGGUAUAACAGGAAUGCCUGUGUCAGCUUUCACAGUUAUUCUCUCUAAAGCCUAUCCAGCAAUAGGCACUCCAAUCCCAUUUGACAAAAUCAUCUAUAACAGGCAACAGCAUUAUGACCCGAGAACCGGCAUUUUUACAUGUAGGAUACCAGGCCUGUACUAUUUUUCCUAUCACGUGCAUGUGAAAGGGACUCACGUGUGGGUGGGCUUGUAUAAGAAUGGUACUCCCAUAAUGUACACCUAUGAUGAAUACACAAAAGGAUACUUGGAUCAGGCUUCAGGGAGUGUCAUCAUAGAUCUCGCAGAAAAUGACCAAGUAUGGCUACAGCUACCAAAUGCAGAAUCCAAUGGUUUAUAUUCCUCUGAGUAUGUUCAUUCAUCUUUCUCAGGAUUUUUAUUUGCUUUAAUAUAA